AUGAGCGAAACGAUCUACGGGAGUGGACAUUCGGAUUCACUAGGCGAGGGCGACUCUCUACACCGUAAUUUCAAUAACGACGACAGCGAGGGCCAUCCAAUCUACGAGUUCGAAGAAGGAAGCGCGGCCGAGGACAGAAACGCGUGGAUGGGGACAUCGGGACAGACUCAUCCACGCGUUAAUCUACCAACGCACUAUUUGGCCGAGAAAACCAAUAAAUCUCUCAUAUCUUCAAGCCUAAAACAUAUCUAUUGCGACACUCUGGAAAACGCAUUGGUGUGUUGGGUUACCGAGCAGAACUGCCCUUAUAACAAUGAAGGCAUCGACCGACAUAGAGGGCGCGUCCAGGACUUUGGGGUACACAACGAAGGCACCGUCAGAAAGUACGGUAUGAUUCGUCGAAUUCAGAGGCUGGAUCGCCCCUCUUGCGUUCUCAGCGAGCGGCCCCUGACACCCAGAGAAUGCCAACUCGCAUCGCAUGCCCUGCAAGCGUCAAUCAUGGCCUUCGCAGCCCAAUGGUCACAGCUCAGUGGUGCUAGCGCAUUUGACUUAUUCAAUGGCCGGGGGGUUGGAGAUAGCAAUCAAUUCUCCAAAGAAUUCCAGAAGUUGAUCGAGGCAUCCCUGUUCGAUUUCGCGGAGGCAAAGUUGGCAAGUUUCGACAGAUCUCUUCAAGAAACAUUAUGGAAUGAGGCUCGCCGGGCCUUGCAGCAGACCAGCGGCAUUGAUUCCUUCCAAGUCGCCUUCGCUCAGGUACUUUUUGCCUUCACGCAAAAGCCGCUCUCGAACGAGGACUUUCAGCGCAUGAAGGACCACGGCAAAGGAAGGACGGAUUAUUAUGGUUCCAGCAUAGCUGCGGAGGUGGCCUCACGUGGCCUCGUGUGGAGCGACGAUGAAUCCGAUUCCCAGGGCCGUGCCCGUGUUGGCGGUGAAUCAUCCACCCGUGUCCGUCCAGGCAGUGUGCCAAACUCUACCGAGACGCAGGAACUUUUAGACAUGGACAAGGAUUCACUUCAUAUACGGGAGUCACUCAUGCGGCUAUCUGCGAGGAGAGUCAAGCUCAGUGGGAUGAAUCCAAGGCAUGACAAAUACGCUGGAAGCGCAGGGGUGUUUUACUCUCCACCAUACGAAGUCGAUGCUGAGGUCUGGCUGGAUCGAAUGACGUUCAAUCAGCUGUUUUGGCUGGUAAUGUUGUGCGAUACACUUUCAGCGACCAUCAAUAAUCGUUUGCCGGUGGUGUCGGACGAAGACUCCGUGAUCCUAUCCGAGGACCAAAUGAAAUCGAUGGUCAUCUCAGAGACCCUGAGUGAAACAGAUUUAUCCUUAUCAUCAGCAGAUACUCACACCAACGUGCCCAUGAAUCCGUGGGGAAUGUAUUUCCUCGGGCGCAACGUUCGCCCCACAGGGCCAGUCAAUUACUCGCUUGAGAAGGAAGCUGCAACUGCACUUCUUCGGGAAGCAGCGCCGGUCAAGGCGGUGUUGUUUCGCAAGAUCAAACAAAUACAGAAUGCGCGUUUUCGGCGAACGCAUCCUCAAAGAUUAGAACAGACAAUAUUGGACGCCCUAAAAGUUUACGAGUAUUGGAACGAACACUACGGCAAUUUCAUCAGCACCUGCAUCGACCGCCAUGACGAGCUGGCCGUACAAAUCCAGUCAUGGUACUCAGUUCUCACCAGCCACUGGAAUCUAGCCUGCUUUCUAUUGUCCGAUCUCAUCGAGGACCUCGACAAAACUGGCGAAAGCGACGAACGUCACUGCGCGAUACGACGGUCAUGCGGACUUUUAUUCCAUAUAAGGAAACAAAGCGCAUUCGAAAUGGCCGAACUCGGUAAGGUUGGCAAGGUGAGGGAGGGAUGUAGCUUUGGUCAAUCCGACGACUUCCACCCUACUGUCAACGACGGGGCACUCCUUACCGAACCAUGGACCGAGAUAAUGAUCCGUUCCUUUGCAAGAGUCUCCGAGCAGUUUUUGACUUGGCUUGGUGAGAUUGAUCCUACAUCGGGAGAGCCUGCCACACAAAGGUGGACUCCAGGCGAUUUUGGACAACUUUACUUAAGUUUGGGCCACUGUGUGGAAGCCCUUCUGGACCUUGGUCGGAAAUCAGAUAUGGCGUUUCUAUUGGCAAUAUCCUUGAAGCGAAGGAUGAGUCGGUUCACCAACACAGACUGA
Messenger RNA from Cladophialophora psammophila CBS 110553, 2166 nucleotides. RefSeq lists its product as uncharacterized. The transcript has a single exon. Bases 1 to 2166 code for a protein of 721 amino acids. NCBI's taxonomy places the organism in Eukaryota, Fungi, Ascomycota, Eurotiomycetes, Chaetothyriales, Herpotrichiellaceae. The record is from RefSeq and is a predicted model, not a curated record.